Molecule: messenger RNA, 254 nt
Organism: Entrophospora candida
Lineage: Eukaryota; Fungi; Glomeromycota; Glomeromycetes; Entrophosporales; Entrophosporaceae
Source: the annotation of a GenBank genome assembly
AGAAAAUUGCAAACCUUGAUUCACAGAUCACGAGCAAAUGUUGGGAAUUAGAGAUCUUAAAUAAUAGCAUCAAAAAAGAUUACAACAAACUGACCAGCCUCAAGGAUGCUGAAGGAUCUAUUGCCAGGAAAUCGAUGGUAAUUGGGGAAAAAAUUGAAGAAAAAAUGUUGAUCAAACAUUUGAAUGCAGAAUUCUUUAAAAAUGAAAACACUUGUCACCAUUUACACAACGCCAUUCAAGAUAAUGAUACCUGA